This is a messenger RNA of Paraphaeosphaeria sporulosa, 1222 nucleotides long. RefSeq lists its product as uncharacterized. The record is from RefSeq and is a predicted model, not a curated record. Gene Ontology annotation, cellular component: ascospore wall; prospore membrane; lipid droplet. NCBI's taxonomy places the organism in Eukaryota, Fungi, Ascomycota, Dothideomycetes, Pleosporales, Didymosphaeriaceae. The coding region runs from base 1 to 861 and encodes 286 amino acids. The transcript is spliced from 3 exons.
AUGCCGCAGCCACAGGCAGGAUUGACCGAGAACGUGAAGCGGGUGAUUGUACAGCCGACCUGGGAAAAUGUGGUCGCCAGUUCGUACCAAAUCAAGGGAAUCAUAUACUUCCUCGGCCACCCAUUCCUAUACCCCCUCGCGCGCCGGCGCCUCCUUCCAGCAGUCCUACUGAGCGUAUUCGUCCUCGCAAACCUCUUCGUCUGGGCAUACCUGCCACAAGUCGCGUUCCUUGCCCUCUUCCAGAAGAAAGGAAGCGCGUGGGUAAAUGGAACGUUCUUGGUCCUGGGAGAAUCAGCAGCCGUCACGGCGUUGCUGUUUGAGGCAUGGCUCGUGGAUGAGGUCCAGGUGGACAUCUUUGACGCAGUACUCGUCCACAAAGGUUAUGACGACCUGGUCCGUCAGUUCCGUCCAGUUUCAGACGACUCUUUGAACAAUCCUGUGCAACGACUCGGCAAGCCGACCAAGUCUUCCGUAUACGCGCCAUUCUCGUUCCGGCAGAUUGCAGAGUUUGUGAUUCUGCUGCCGCUCAACUUCGUGCCGUACAUUGGCGUGCCGAUAUUCCUGUUACUUACCGGAUACCGCGCCGGACCCCUGCAACAUUGGAGAUACUUCAAGUUGCUCGACUUCAACAAGAAACAGCGAAACGCCUUUGCAAGACGUCGAGUGUGGCAGUACACCUGGUAUGGCACCGUCUACCUUUUCUUACAGCUCGUGCCACCGCUUAGCAUGUUCUUCCUGUUGACUGCACCUGUCAGCUCUGCGCUCUGGGCUGCUGAUUUGGAAGCCCGGCGGCGACAACAAGAAACAGAUGUAGUGCAAGCUCCUGCAUACACAGAUCAGCCACCGGAUGACCAAGCAUAGACAAGUGUAUAUCAGUAGGGUCGCUUUGUAGGCACCAAAUGACGAUUAAUAGCCACGUGUGACUCUUUCGCCUCCGGGCUAUAUUCGUGCACUGUGCGAGACCUCGGGCUGCUGAGUGAUGUUUGUUGCGGCGAAUUAGCGCCACCGUUCCUAGCCGCAAAGCUCCAUGUCAGUGCUCCUAGCCGGGAAUUGGGCGAGAAAAGUAGCGCUUGCACCUCAAAGCUCAACAACCCCAUCACCAAUCCACUCGCGCCCAUUGCAACCGCCCCAUCCUCCAGCCGUACUGCUCGCGGCUUUUCCUAACCUUGGGCUUCAGAUCUUCCCCCGCCAUCAUGUUCCGUGCAGUCGCUUCUCGCGCCGU